This is a messenger RNA of Glarea lozoyensis ATCC 20868, 1239 nucleotides long. RefSeq lists its product as uncharacterized. NCBI's taxonomy places the organism in Eukaryota, Fungi, Ascomycota, Leotiomycetes, Helotiales, Helotiaceae. The transcript has a single exon. The coding region runs from base 1 to 1239 and encodes 412 amino acids. The record is from RefSeq and is a predicted model, not a curated record.
AUGGAGACCACAGAAACAGCUUCCAAGACUCAAAAUCCAAAGGAAAAUCCACCGACAGUCGAACCACAAAUGCCUGCCACGCAAAUGCCAAUCGAAAAGAAUUCGCAAGGCGACAAAGAGAUCUGGCAAUACCCACGAGAACUCGCCAACGAUCUACAAGAUCUGGGACUCCCGGAACGCGUCAAAGCCGAGAUCUUCGGGACAGCAUGGGAGUACACGCGCGUUGUCAUACCCACCUACACGGACUGGCCUCGCUACGUUGCGUUCCUAAGAAUGAUCGUGGUGGCUGUGGUCGCGGAAUUCCGUGGCGACCUCGUGGAUGUAAUGGCUGGCAGCGACGUCUUGGGGUACAAUCUGGACGAUCUCGUUUAUACCGUAUUCGCGGGCACACCAGGAGAAGCAGGAGAUCUCAUGGGUCGGGAGUUUCGCGCGUUCCUCUUGUUCACCGCGGAUAAGUCUGGCGAGAGGAGGUCAGGGGAGCUGUUCCGGCGGUACGUCAACACGCUGCCACAAUCUCCAAGGAAUUGGUUUCGCCUGCGCGACUGCGAUGGAGGGGGCAGGUUGACUCUUGCGGCUGGGCUGGCGUGCAAUGGACUGAAUGAUAUCUGGUUUACCGAGGAACAGUUCGAGAUCUUGGCCGAGAUGAGCUGCUGCAUGUAUGACGCCGUUGCGUUCUUCAAGCAUCGAUCCGAGGGUGAGACGAAUAGCACGUUUGCUUAUAUGCCGGCCGAGCUGCGCAGGAAGGCAUUCAAGCUCCAUCGCGACACUCUGUGGGCGCUGGAUGUGUGUUGGGCCAGGAAGCCGGGGCUGCAAGGCGUGGUCAACUUCGUGAGGCAUUUUGGUGGCCCGCUACAUAUGACCAUGCGACGAUACUGCUUUGUAGAAGAUGAUUUGACGAUUGGCCGAGCUGAGACGGAAGAUGUUAUUGAUCGGGCGCGCCAGAACUUCAAACUUUGGCACCGACUCGAUGAGACUAAGAUCCAUCGACAGGAGUUUGAGCGGUAUCAGGCGGCCAUUGCACGAGAAGGUGAGCUCAUGUUUCCCGGGAUGGCAAAGAUGCUAGAAGAGGGUGGCGACGGGACGUGCAAUCAAUGUAAAUAUCGUGCUUCCUAUGGCACUAAGGUCUCUUAUCAGUUUGGUGGUGUUGAAAUUUGCGCCGAGUGCAAAGUCGAGUGGCAGAAAUACUUUGAGUCGUUUCCAGUUCGUGCUGCAUGGGUAUUUCCUGAACUUUCUAUGUAG